ACUCAGUGUCAGUACUGAGUUUAUUAAUAUCACAUAUGGACACUUGAUUUCUUCUUUUUUUCCCUUGUUUGUCGUCUUCUUGUUCUUCUUUGGUUAUGGCAGCAGAUUGUGCUGUGGAGACAUGGACAGAGUUCGGUUUUUUAGGAACAUCAGUCACACCGAAGGUCAGGUUUGGAACAGAUGUGUUCAUCUGCACUGGCAGCGACGAGGUCUAUGUCUUCAGUACUCACGAGAGACGACUCAAGGCUGUUUUCCAGUUACCUGGUCCAGCGACUGAUCUGGUAGAAAGCCAUGACAAGCAGCUUGUCUAUGUGGCAUGUGCGAGUGGAGUUUAUUGUGUCAACUUACAAUCUCUGCUACACAGUUCCCAAAGCGCCCCACCUGAAUCAUCCUCCAGUCCCACUGAGCUGAAGAUUUCCUCUGAGUUUCUUGUCAUUGAAGCAGAUGGAGUGUCGUCUCUGCUGCUUGUUGGCUCUGUGCUCCUGACCCUUUGCCAGACAGACUCCUCCUGGUUGAUGACUUUGUAUAAAACACCAGAACAAACACAGUCCAGCAGCUAUGAGGUGCUCGGAUCCUUCAGUCUGCCACUGGUCUCAGCUGUUGUACAAGAUGACACUGAGUCGAAGGGCGGGCGGAGAAGGUCGUCUGUGCUGAUUUGUGUGCAUUCCGGUGAUACAGCACCAUCAACUGUACCUCAUGGCCACUUCCGCCUCGAGCCUGUCCUCUUCAAACUUCUGUUUGGGGUCGAAGCUGCUCUCGCCAAAUCACCGGUGAUCGUCUGCGGCCUGCCAGAUGGACGCCUCUGUUUCCUGCCUCUGCGUCUCCCAGGAUCACGGCUUCGAGUCCUGCACAGCCUCGAGCAGCCAGUUGUGUUUGUUGGAGCAUCUGUUGUCAUGGAAACGGGCCCAGGACAUGCACAGUGUUUGGUGGCAGUGGGUGGACAAGGCAGAGUGGUCCUGAUCAAGACUGAGAAGGGAGGGCCGGAGGACGGGAGCAGCCUCGCUGGUUUCACAGAGGUUUGUGUAUCAGGGCCUGUGGAGUGUGGCUGCGUGGAUCAUAACUGUCUUUACUACAGCACUGGUUCAGAUCUGCUGCUACUAGAUCUGUCAGAGGGAUCAUCUGGGAAAGAAGGCAAAGAAAGGGAUGACAAGACAUCCAGCAAGACCACAGCAGCUCUUCACAGUCCCACCAGUUUAAAUGUGUGCAGAGUCGUCGCCUUGGCUGAGCCGACGUGCAACACAGCAGGGCAAGUCCAGCUGCUGGGACUGUCUGUCAGAGGGAAGCUCCAGAGGAUUAGUUUACCUGUGAGGAGAAAGGAGGCAGGAUUGUCUAAGCAGGUGGGCCGAAGCGUCAGAGACCUCCUGUCUGCUAUCGGGGAUGUGUGCGAAAGAGCAUCAGUGCUGAAAACAGCCAUCAAAUCCAAAAACCAGAUUCUGAAGCACCUGAAUCAGGUGGUCAACAUCAGCUUCCUGCUCACAGCCACUGCAAAUACUGAAGAUCAUCUUCCCAUGAAGGAGAAGCCAAUCAGAUGUCACGCCAUGACUAGUUGGAGCAGAUUGCUUCAAAAAGACUCCUUGAAUCUUGCGUGUGUCCUGGAAAAUUCCAGUCUUUAUGUCCUGGAACGAGGCUGGACACUGAGCAUCACGGUGGUUCCUUUGUGCUGUUCUUCCACCGCAGGAGAGGAAAGCUCCUCCACAAAUUUUUUAUUCCCAUUCCAACAUCUCCAUCCAGGGGAAACUUUAGAGGUGUCGCUGCCCAUAGCAGCUGCAGGCGACUCAUCUUUCCCGUUGACUGUGAACUGCUCGCUCAUCUUCUCCCUCUCAAGUCUCCUGGGAGAGGAGGGGGCAGCGAGCUGUCCUGGAUGGCAGAGUAACAUCAGUUUGCCCUUGAACACACUGACAGUGGACUGGCUGCACGCCCUGCACCUAAACAAUCCCACAGCCAGGCAUAAAAUGGUCACAUUUCAAUCCAGCAGCAUCACAACAGACCCCAUCCAAGCUUUCAUAAGCUCACGGCAGAUUAGGCGAAGUAGAGGAGCCGACAGAGGAGGAGAGAGCGUUUCAAGACCGGAGAAGUAUUCGGCGAGCGUGCGGGUGUCUUCAGAGCUACUGAGAGAGUUGAAAAGCUCUGAUUUAGACCCCAAGGCGCCAAAGCUGGCCCCUGAAAACCUCUGCCUCUCUCUGCUUGAGUGGCUGUUGUCUGAAAGUUCUGGAGGAGUAAAGAUGGGACACCAAGGAGAUAAGGUUGCAGUGAGCAGCUCAGUGGUCCACGCUCAUGGUCCAAAUGGAGCCACAGUCAAACUGACUGCGAAAGAGAUAGAAGUCAGGGAGGAGAACACAGAGAAGGAUGAGCGUCUGACUGCAGCAGAGGUUCAGGUUGAGAGCUCAUCUGUAGCAGCAGUGUGUGGACUACAUCAUGCUGUGCUGAGCCGGAUACAGAUUUUGCUGCAGAGGGCUCCAGAGAAAGCUGCUUCCAUGACCAGGGUGCCGAUUUUAAGUUUAAGACAGGCGCUGCAGCGGGCCGAGAUCCAGCAAAGUCAAAUCUCAGGGGCUUUUGGCGUGGGCAUGACCACAGGGCAGACGAGCCCAUCUCUUCUCAAUGUUUACCAAGAACUCAGACAAAAUCCUCUCCUCAUAAUUUAACACCUACACAGCUGCCUUCAGCUCUGCUCGCUCUUUGGUCAUCUGACUUUGCGGCUGGUUUAAAAAUAACGUCCAUUCAUGAUGCAUAACGAUUGCCACCGUAGACAUACACAUUGUAUGUGAUAUUUUACUUGUGGCUUGGCUUUGAAGACGUUUGCUGAUGUAUAAAUUUAUUUCAUUGUUCACACGAUAAUAAAUGUUAUGAAGAUUCA
Stegastes partitus (bicolor damselfish) is the source of this 2854-nucleotide messenger RNA. It is a transcript of the gene faap100, whose product is annotated as FA core complex associated protein 100. The record is from RefSeq and is a predicted model, not a curated record. The transcript has 8 exons. Bases 96 to 2642 code for a protein of 848 amino acids. Gene Ontology annotation, cellular component: nucleoplasm; Fanconi anaemia nuclear complex. Gene Ontology annotation, biological process: interstrand cross-link repair. NCBI's taxonomy places the organism in Eukaryota, Metazoa, Chordata, Actinopteri, Pomacentridae.